AUAAACUUUGAACUUUCGGCGCGCGCGUGGUUAUCUUGAACCACUCCAUCCCCGGCCCUGCCCCCUUCCAAAAGAUCGGAGUUUGGCGGGAAAAUAAACGAUGGCGGCUACCCGUACUCACGCUCAGCUGUUUAAUAGCCAUGGGUUCGCGGUUAUGAGUGCUGCAGAAGAGUAUAACAUGUCCUAUGAAGACAGUGGUAUUCCCAGUGUGUGUGAAACGUUCAAAGAGGUGUUGGCUGAAUGUGAAUCCUGUGGCAUGAGAAAACCCCCAAUUUUAUUGAAGAAGUGUCGGCAGUUAAUUAAAGUCGGAGGACAUAACUCUAUGAGAGGUGAUAUCUGGAGAGUAUUUCUAGGAAUUUCUGAAACCAAAACCAGGACAAAUUUUGACUACAAAGGAAAUGUGGCAGAAUUGGGUGAGAGACUCAACAAGUGUGGUCUUACUGAAUCGACAUGUGAUGCGAAUAUUCGUAGAAUAAGUGCCCUUCUUGAUGGGCAAUAUCUACCACUUAGCGAAGAAGAUAUUAAAUGGCUCAGAAAUGCAAGACAGAUAAUGCUUGAUAUAGGUCGUACUUUCCCAACACACCGCCUCUACAUCGGUGAAACGAAAGAAAAAAUUUCUUUGCUUCGAGUGCUGAUGAUGUAUGCAAAGUUUAACACUUCUGUUGGAUAUUGCCAAGGAAUGGCAUACAUUGCAGCCCUCCUGCUAAUGCACAUGACAAAUGAAGAGGACGUGUUCUGGUCGAUUUUGACGAUAUUUGAUAGCGAAAAAUAUCUUGCCAGAUUCUACGACAGAAAGCUGUCAAGGAUGCAAACCUGUGGAGGAAUAUUUUCCCUUCUGUUGAAAGACAGGCAGACCAAGCUGGCUCAACAUUUGGUAGCUUAUACACACUGCAUGUAUAUACUCAGUAUAUUACAAAAAAGAGCUGGAGUUAGGUAUCUUUGAUGGUUUAAUUACCCCGGUCUGCUCCUACAUACUAAGUGUUGUUUGAGGUUUGCCUAUUGUGUUGAAUAUUUGAACCCCUAGCUUGGUAGCUCGGUUGGUAGAGCGCUCGCCUAGACAGCAGAGUGUCGUGGGUUCGAAUCCCUCCUAGUGCCGGGAAAUAAGAGCUGUCCUGGGUGUAGUAGACUUGUUUGCCUUUGCUUUGCUUGUUGCUGACAAUGUGUGGCGUGACUCUCGUCUUUGCACAUAUGAUCAUACGGAUGCCCAGAUACAACAUGAAUAAUAGAUUAGGGUGAAUGAGAUACGCAUUUGUGUGAGUAGUAUCAGUGAGCAUGAUUUAGUUCAUUUUGUCUACACAUGCUUUGUAUCGUGCACACAUACAUUAGGACUCACUCUCCAUCCAUCCACUCAUGUACAUCACAUCGUGGUUUAUGUGUCUCUUCACCACUCUACCAUGCUGGGACACGGUCCUCACCAUCUGUGACCUGAUCUUUUUGGAAGGAUAUCAACGUCUCUUUUGUGGAGCAUUAGCAAUACUGGAAGUGUGUUCAGGUAUGUCUUAUACGUAGUUGUAAAAUAGAGUGGGCCACCUUUUUAAA
Messenger RNA from Geodia barretti, 1539 nucleotides. The record is from the annotation of a GenBank genome assembly. Lineage: Eukaryota; Metazoa; Porifera; Demospongiae; Tetractinellida; Geodiidae.